This is a messenger RNA of Prosopis cineraria, 491 nucleotides long. RefSeq names its product cysteine-rich receptor-like protein kinase 43. Gene Ontology annotation, biological process: protein phosphorylation. NCBI's taxonomy places the organism in Eukaryota, Viridiplantae, Streptophyta, Magnoliopsida, Fabales, Fabaceae. Gene Ontology annotation, molecular function: protein kinase activity; ATP binding. The transcript is spliced from 3 exons. The record is from RefSeq and is a predicted model, not a curated record. The annotation marks the transcript as partial.
GAGUUCUUCCAGUUUCGGAAGACCAAGGGAAUCUGAUCUGAAGACUGAAGCUGCUAAACCUCCUCUUCUUCUCCAUGUGCAAUGACGAUGGACCUUGUCGAGACUGUUCACCGAAGCAGUUGCGGAUGAUCUUCUUACAGGGACCAACAGAUGAAGCUCUAAAGAAAAAAAUAGAUGCCCAGAAUUGUCAGAGGUUUUCCUAUAAAACCUUAUGUCAAGCUACCAAUAGAUUUGCCUCUCGAAAUAAGCUCGGUCAAGGAGGCUAUGGACUUGUGUACAAGGGGGAGUUGGAUGAUGGGAAAGAGAUUGCAGUGAAGAUGCCAUUAAAUGUGUCAACACAGCAUGAGGAACAAUUGAUAAAGGAGAGAGAGUUGCUGAGUAGCGUGAAACACCCUAAUGUGGUGAAAUUGUUUGGUUAUUGCACUAAUAAGAAAAAAAUCUUACUUGUUUACGAGUACAUUCCCAACAAGAGUCUCAACGUGCUUUUAUUG